AUGCAAACAUCGAAUAACUACAUUGUUCCUUAUUAUCCAUUCAAUUUCGAUCACAAUAAAAACAUAUUUUCAAUAUCGGAUAAAACAUCACGAGUCUAUCCAACUCCAAAUGCAUGCGUCUGUACCUGUGGCUCAAUGGUGCUUAAUCCCUCUAUAUCUUGCAGUGAUGCACAAAGUUGUGUACACGUUUGCCUACGAAUGUAUUCAUCAGCAUGUACCUUAGUUAACACGUAUGGAUGUUGCGGCUCAUCUUGUUCAUAUCUAAAUACACAGUCUCCGCAGAAUAAUCAUUGUCGAUGUAACUGUGGUUCAGCAAUCUAUUCGAAUCCAGUAGAUUUAUGCAUAUCGGCAACAACAUGCGCUGCACAAUGUAUAACGAACUUUCCUGGAGUAUGCACGCCGAUGAAUACACAAGGAUGUUGUGGAUUAAACUGUUCUUCUUAUAUUCCAACAUGUUCCUGUAACUGUGGCCAACAAUACUCAAUUGAGUCAUCGAUUCCAUGUACAAAUACUCGUACAUGUUUAGAACAAUGUACAUCGUCGUACAGUGCAUGUACACAACCAAAUGCAAAAGUUUGUUGUGGUAUUGAUUGUGUAUAUCCACAUCCAUCGUGUACAUGUAUGUGUGGUGGAAAUACCUAUACAACCAUAUCAAUUGUAUGUAGUUCAUCCCAACAAUGUGUUCAAGCAUGUCUUCAAGCAAUUGGACAAUGUACGGUUACGAAUACUCAAGCUUGUUGCGGAAGUGACUGUUCGUCGUAUGUACCAUCGUGUCGCUGCCAGUGUGGCAACCAUCGGUAUUAUUCGACAUUGAAAUGUCGUAAUAGCGAUCAAUGCGCAAAUACUUGUAUAAAUCAAUUCGGAUUUGCUUGCACAAAAUCAGAAACUUAUGGUUGUUGCAAUGGGACAGAGUGUGUACGUUUUAAACGUCUGUCUCAUUCAUCAUCGUCGUUCUUAACAUCCAAUAUUUUUCAGCAGUUGACUAUGAUAAUAACAGUAAGGAUAUCGAUAUUUUUUAUGUAG
Didymodactylos carnosus is the source of this 1023-nucleotide messenger RNA. NCBI's taxonomy places the organism in Eukaryota, Metazoa, Rotifera, Eurotatoria, Philodinida, Philodinidae. The record is from the annotation of a GenBank genome assembly.